Tachysurus vachellii is the source of this 3183-nucleotide messenger RNA. RefSeq names its product adhesion G protein-coupled receptor L4 (gene adgrl4). The record is from RefSeq and is a predicted model, not a curated record. Gene Ontology annotation, biological process: adenylate cyclase-activating G protein-coupled receptor signaling pathway; cell surface receptor signaling pathway. NCBI's taxonomy places the organism in Eukaryota, Metazoa, Chordata, Actinopteri, Siluriformes, Bagridae. The transcript has 16 exons. Gene Ontology annotation, cellular component: membrane. Gene Ontology annotation, molecular function: G protein-coupled receptor activity; calcium ion binding. Bases 279 to 2339 code for a protein of 686 amino acids.
GGUCAGUGGUUAAGACGUUGACCUACUGCUCAGAUGGUUGUGAGUACAAAUCCCAGCACGGCCAAGCUGCCACUUUGAGCAAGGUUCUUAACCCUCAGCUGGAUAAAUGCUUGUGCUGAAUUACAGCAGUGUCCCUUUACCAUGUCUGCGGGAGCUGAUUAAGGACUGAGACGGGAAGGGCCAGGAUUGGAGAAACAGGAAACUGAUGAAAGGAAAUGAUGCAUGUCACACAGUCACACUGUGCCUUUGGUAAAAAGUGAUCCAGUCUCAAGGAACAAAUGGAGUUUAUCCUCAACAGAUCGAUGAAACUCUUACUUUUAGCAGCCUGGGUUUCAAGUGCGCUGGGUCCAUGCAAAGCUUCAGGAAUUUGCAAAUCCUGUCACCAGAACGCAACUUGUGACAGCAAACAGUGUUUGUGCAGGCAAGGUUUUUCUGGAGAUGGAAUCAGACAGUGCGUAGAUUAUGAUGAGUGCACAAACCUCACUAACAUCUGUGGGGAUAAUGCCAACUGCACAAACACAAUAGGAAGCUAUUACUGUAUCUGUGUGCCUGGAUACAAUUCAACAGGAAGCCCCCAAUUUCAGCCUAAUGAUGGAACAUACUGUAAAGAGGACCCAAAUAAAGACUGUCAUCAGGACACAGGAUGUAUAACAAUGACUGUUAAAACCACAAUUGAAAGUAUCAUUAACCUGCCAGAUCCACAGCAGCAAAUGGAGGAGAUAAAAAAACAAACAUCAGGUGACCUUGCUCCAGUCACAAUAAUCUCUUACAUUGAUGCCAUGGAAGCAGCUGCAAUACAGUUUGCAAAUGAGUCUCAGAAAGGCAGUGCUAUAAAUGCCACGAUCAGGAAUUUGGUACAAAGUGUCAACAAUCUGGUGGAAAAAGAGGAAUCGGAGACAUGGAACAGAAUGAGAGAAGAAACCAAAGACCAUUACAUAACUAAGUUACUGCAUACGGCAGAGCAGGGUGCAUUGGCUCUUUCUAAAGCAUAUAAACAUUCAGCUAAAGUGGAAAUCAAAACAGCUGAUGUAGAACUGAAACUCUACAAAUUUGACCCUCAGAAAAAACCGAACUCCACCAUCUCAGCAUCUAUAGGUGGAGAUUCCAUUUCACUCAGUCCCAAAUAUAUGAAAGCAGCUAAUGGGAGUGUCUCUGUUAUAUUCCUGCACUACGACAGCAUUGGGCCUCUGAUGAAGCCCACCUCUGACCCCGGGGUGAAUGACUACAGCCGAUAUGCCGAAGCUGGGGAAAUUAUAGUAAAUUCUCCUGUAAUAGCUGCUGCCAUAAGUCCAGUGAAAGCGUUCCCAUUAGAUCAUGUGACCUUCACUCUGAAACACAAUGAGCCUAUAGACCCUGAAACCGAUGAGAGCAAAUGUGCUUUCUGGGACUAUUCACCGAGCAACAUGAAAGGUCACUGGUCCAUCGAGGGCUGUAAGCGCUCUCGUGUCAACAAGACCCACACAACCUGCUCCUGUAAUCACCUGACACACUUUGCCAUCCUCAUGUCCUCUGGCCGUGCCAAUCUCGCUGCACACUACAACGUACUGACCCGCAUCACUCAACUGGGAAUGGUGAUCUCCAUAAUCUGCUUGUUCAUGUGCAUCUUCACUUUCUGGUUCUUCAGUGAGCUUCAGAGCACCAGGACAACCAUCCACAAAAACCUAUGUUGUAGCCUUUUCAUGGCUGAGUUCAUCUUUCUGAUUGGGAUCAAUAUGUAUGCACACAAGUUGUUUUGUUCAGUUGUUGCUGGGUUGCUGCAUUAUUUCUUUCUGGCUGCCUUUGCAUGGAUGUGCAUCGAGGGUAUACACCUCUACCUGAUUGUUGUCGGUGUCAUCUACAACAAAGGCUUCCUACAUCGCAAUUUUUACAUAUUCGGUUAUGGCAGUCCAGCAGUGGUUGUCAUAAUCUCUGUAACUCUUGGCUACAAAUACUAUGGUACAAAUUCUGUAUGUUGGCUAAGCACAGAAAGAAAUUUCAUCUGGAGUUUCAUUGGACCUGCAUGUUUAAUAAUUCUGGUGAAUCUGUUGGCUUUUGCUGUAAUCAUCUAUAAAGUCUAUCGUCAUACAGCAGUGAAGAAACCUGAGAUCAGUCACUUUGAAAAUAUCAGGUCUUGUGCGAGAGGAGCUCUCGCUCUCUUAUUUGUACUUGGAGCUACAUGGACAUUUGGUGUGGUGCACAUCCUCAAUGAGACCACUCUCACAGCCUAUCUCUUCACUUUUGCUAAUGCCUUUCAAGGGAUGUUUAUUUUUAUCUUCCUCUGUGUUUUGUCUAGAAAGGUUCAAGAAGAAUACUACCGAAUGUUCAAGAAUGUGCCAUGUUGUUUUGAAUGCCUGAGAUAAGGAAACCAGUGAAUUUUGGCCAAUCACCAACAAGGAAGAAAGCUAAAAAUAAAAAUAAACUCAUAAGUAAUUGAGGAUACUAAACAGUACUUUUUUGCCUACAAACAAAAUAAUUUUUUUUAUAUUACUAUGUAGCAAAUGUGAUAACCGAGGUCAUCGAUCAUACGUAUUUGAAAUUAAAGUUAAUUUGUUAUUUGCCUGGCAGCCCAGAAAAACCCAUAAGAUUACACUGUGAUUGGAUUCAGACAGAAAUAGACCAUCUGCCUUUAAAACCAACUUUAUAUUUUUAAGAUGGCUAUAUAUAUGUGCAAAAAUAUUUUCGUUAUAUAUUUGUGCAAAGACUCAGUUGGAUAAAGAGUCAGUUUUAUCAUUUAAAGAAAAAAAGGUCUGCAUGAUUAUGUCUAAAACACAAUAUUACUGCACAGCAAUAGGGGUUAUUUUUUUCUAAGAGUUUAUAAUAAUUUCCUUUUACUUGUAGUAGAGUUAUAUGCAAAUAUACUUCCAAUUGAAAUCUGUAGUUCAGAAAUAAAUAUAAAAUUUCACCAUAUGAAGGAUUUUCCCAGGAUGCCACAUAUUUAUUAUACACUGUGUACAUUUAAAACAAACAUAUUUUAAUAAAGCCUAAAAUUGACUGGUCUCAAAUAACAGCAAAAUUAUUCCACUUAAUAUGUACAAAACCUUUUAUAUGCAGUAACUAAUUCAUCUGAUCAGUUAUUUACUACACAGAGGUUUGUUUACAUUGUAUUUAAUGUUGCUUAACCUAAAGUUGUGUUUCUGCUUGAAAAAGUUUUGUAUUCUGUAUGUACUAUAUGUAUGUAUGUGUGUGUGUGUGUGUGUGUGUGUG